AAAUGAGAUUCUGCUGUCCACAGUUGGACUUAACAGGAGCUGGAUGUAAUGCCUGGGCCGAGUAUCUGUACAGAUGGAAUAGCCUGCGAAGAAGGCAGAAAGAGGUUCACAGAGAAGCAUGCGGACCUUCCUGGGGAGACCUGAGUGUAUUCUGUGUCUGUUUUCUGCCUUAUCCAUGAUGGCUCCAUCCAACCUUAGCCAGUUACCCAGGCUUAAUCAAACUCACCUGGCCCCCUUGUUACUGCGGAUUCGAAAGGUAGGUCUGAAAGUUGAGGGAUCACAAUUCACACUGGAAGGUUCCCCAUUCCGGAUCCUAUCUGGCACUAUGGACUACUUCCGGAUACCGAGGCAGAACUGGAGACUCAGCUUGAGGAAGAUGAAAGCUUGUGGCUUCAACACCCUUACCACGCAUGUUCCUUGGAACCUUCAUGAGCCAAGAGUGGGCCAAUUUCACUUCACUGAAAACUUGGACCUCAUAGCUUUUGUCACCAUGGCUUCAGAUGAGGGGCUCUGGGUCAUUCUGUGUCCAGGUCCCUACAUUGGCAGUGACCUGGACCUUGGAGGCUUGCCCAGGAUUCAGAAAAUCCCAUCUUUUCCCAUCAAUAUCUCACUCUUCUAUUCUUUCCUCCUUGACCCUCAGUAUACAAAAGGAGGCCCUAUCAUUGCUGUGCAAAUUGAGAAUGAAUAUGGCUCCUACAAUAUGGAUAAGAAGUAUAUGGCAUAUGUCAAAACGGCUUUGGUGUCAAGAGGGAUCAGUGAGCUGUUCAUGACUGCAGACGAUGGCCUGAAUCUGAGAAAGGGCCACUUGAAAAAUGUGCUGGCCACUGUCCACAUGAAGAAUAUAAAGAAAGAAACAUAUGAAGAACUCCAAUCCAUUCAAGGCAGAAGCCCCAUACUGAUGAUGGUGUAUACGACAGACUCUUCCGACACAUGGGGAACUGCCCGCCAGUUUGGAAAUCCACAGAUGCUGAUGAAGGAUGUGCGGGAGAUGUUCAUCCUUGGGUUCUCCUUCAACUUCUACAUGUUCCAUGGUGGCACCAACUUCGGUUUAAUAGGUGGAGCUAGCUCUUCCAAUGGUUAUCUACCUGUAGUAACCAGCUAUGAUUACUGUGCACUGUUGUCAGAGGGUGGUGGAUACACGCCUGAGUAUCGUGUGUUUCAAGAGCUUUUUCACUCAGUUACAGAUGUUUCCACGGUCAUUCAACCAAAAUCUGUACGGAUGACUGCAUACAAGUCAUUGACACUCUUAUAUUUCCUCACCCUGUGGGAAGUCCUGCCCUAUCUGGACCAGCCAGCAAAGUCUGUCAAGCCACUCUCCAUGGAGCAGCUGCCUGUGAACUAAGGGUAUGGACAGUCCUUUGGGUACACGCUUUAUGAGACCACCAUCUUCAGUGGAGGCCUCCUCACCACAAAGGGUCAUAUUCAAGACCGAGGGCAGGUGUUUCUGGAUAACAAAUUCAUAGGAGUCCUGGAUCGUUUCAAGAGCGAGCUGCUUCUUGUGAAAAAUCCCUCCAAGAAAACCCAGAUCCUGAGGAUCCUGGUGGAGAACCUAGGCCGACUCUCUUCUGGGUUGGAUAUCAACAAAGAGAGAAAAGGUCUAACUGGAGACAUCUAUCUGGACAAGACUCCUCUGAGACAAUUUAGAAUCUACAGCCUGGAAAUGAAAACCAUGUUCAUAUAUAGAAAACUUCCGAGGUUUCCUGACUCCUGGAAAGUAGUUACAAGCCAUGUUCAGGGUCCGGCCUUUUUCCUGAGUCACUUGAGAGCUGGAGAUCUUCCCCAGGGCACCUUCAUAAAAAUAAAGGGCUGGAGAAAGGGUGUCAUAUUCAUCAACGGACAAACCCUAGGACGAUACUGGAAUAUCGGUCCCCAGGAAACCCUCUAUGUCCCUGCUGUCUGGCUCCAUCCUGGAAUUAAUGAGAUCGUGAUGUUCGAGGAGUUGAAAGGAGGCAUAAGGAUCUACUUCUCAAGAGAGGCUAAACUUGGAUUUUGAGUCUCAACUAUUGUGAAAUAAUCCAGAGGACAGACAAUUGAAUCCCAUCCACCGUGGUGGUGGGCGUAUCCCAUGAGUCCUGACACUUAGGUGGGUCUCUGCAUCCACCCUGGCUUCUCUUUCUACCCCAUGCCGGGCUCAGUUCUACCAUCCGUCUCCUCCUUUGACAGCAAACCUAACUUUUGACUUGUUAGCUCAUUUGUGCUGAUGUUUACACAAAACGGGCUUUCCGUGUCCACUUCCUUUGUCAUGUUUCUUUAUAAAUUUUCUU
Messenger RNA from Microtus ochrogaster (prairie vole), 2264 nucleotides. RefSeq names its product beta-galactosidase-1-like protein 2. Gene Ontology annotation, biological process: carbohydrate metabolic process. The transcript has 20 exons. Gene Ontology annotation, molecular function: beta-galactosidase activity. The record is from RefSeq and is a predicted model, not a curated record. NCBI's taxonomy places the organism in Eukaryota, Metazoa, Chordata, Mammalia, Rodentia, Cricetidae.